Molecule: messenger RNA, 4067 nt
Organism: Clarias gariepinus (North African catfish)
Lineage: Eukaryota; Metazoa; Chordata; Actinopteri; Siluriformes; Clariidae
Gene: gas2l1
Product: growth arrest-specific 2 like 1
Exons: 6
Coding region: 623-3700 (1025 amino acids)
Biological process (GO): regulation of microtubule polymerization or depolymerization; actin crosslink formation; protein localization to microtubule plus-end
Cellular component (GO): actin filament; microtubule plus-end; stress fiber
Molecular function (GO): microtubule binding; actin filament binding; cytoskeletal adaptor activity
Source: RefSeq, a predicted model, not a curated record
CACAGGGGUGUGUUUUCUUUCUCUCACGCCUUUCUCACACACCGGGAAUUAACGCGCAGACGGGGGGAAUACCGAGCAGUAAAGGAAGGAGAAAAGAAAGGAAAAGUAUAAAGGUGAAGAGGAGAAAUGAAGGAUAAAAAGCGGGUGAGCUGAGGCACUGAAGGGUCUGGAUGUGGAGUCUUAGAGAGAAUAUCACACACACACACACACACACACACACACUGAUACCACGACUCGGAUGUGAUUCCACCACUGAGAGAGAGUGCGCGUGAGAGAGCGCUAUGGAGAGACGGGACACUGAGGGAAGUUCGGUGAUUCGUUAGCACACUGAGCUAACAGCGGCACCGUGACGGGAGCGUGAGAGAGCAAAAUGUGAUGUUGGAUGAAAAUACGGAUCUCACAUACAUCUGGAUUCUCAACAGCUGCUUUUAAAGUGUGUUUAUUACUCACACACACACACACACGAAUGCACACACAUGCAGAGCUCAGAUAGUUUUCUCAUACUGACACCCUGAGUGAGUGAUGUUGGCGUCUUCACCCUGCUCUGAUCAGACUCGCUCAUCCAGACAAUCAGACGUCUCCCCGUGCCUUCACUGACUCUCGCUCGCUAAUCAGAAGCAACAUGGCUGAUCAGAGCAACAUCCAGUGCGCCGCUUCCAAAAGCAUCCGGCCCUUCAAGUCGAGCGAGGAGUACCUGUACGCCAUGAAGGAGGACCUGGCCGAGUGGCUGAACGCCCUGUAUGACCUGGACAUCACGGCCGACACCUUCAUGGAGAGCCUGGAAACAGGCUGCGCCCUCUGUCGCCACAGCAACAGCGUGAACCGCGCUGCACUCGAGUUCCUUUCCCAGCACCCGGAUUCGACGCUCCACACUCCCAAACGGGAUGUUGCAUUCCAGGCGCGCAACGUGGCUCCCGGGUCGUUCCUAGCCCGCGACAAUGUUUCCAACUUCAUCGGCUGGUGCAGGCACGAGCUCCGCGUCAAGGACGUACUCAUGUUCGAGACUAACGACCUGGUGGAGCGCUGCAACGAGAAAAACUUCGUGCUGUGCCUGCUGGAGGUGGCGCGCCGAGGGGCCAAGUUCGGCAUGCCUGCCCCCAUGCUGGUGCAGCUCGAGCAGGAGAUCGAGGAGGAGAUCCGUGACCAGGAGAAGCUCCAGGAGAAGCUCCAGGAGAAGCUCCAGGAGAAGCUCCAGGAAAUCGCGGACAAGCCGAGCAGCAGGACAAGGUUCCAUCAGGACAAAAGAGACAGCGACUCUGAGCCGGAGCUCGUCAACAGCUGGGCACAGCAGAAAAGGAUCCUGUGUGACAUGCGCAACCUGGACGAGCUGGUACGGGAGAUCCUCGGCCAGUGCUCUUGCCCCGCCCAGUUCCCCAUGACCAAAGUCUCAGAGGGAAAAUACAAAGUCGGCGACUCCAGCACACUCAUCUUCAUCAGGGUGUUAAGAGCCCAUGUGAUGGUGCGUGUAGGCGGAGGUUGGGACACGCUCGAGCAUUACCUCGACAAGCACGACCCCUGCCGCUGCAGCGCCUACAGUCACCGCUAUCACCAGGGUAAAGCCAGCGGUCAGGCCCCUCACAGUAAGAACUCGAGUGCCCACUCGUCCCGCUCGGCCAGCCCAGGGCCGCAUUACCGCCCUCCGGAGUGGCGCCCCCUGGAGCCUUCUGCACCCUGCGCCCCCUCCUCUUCCUCGUCGUCCUCCCCCAGACUUACCAGGGCCAGCCUCCGGGACAUGGAGCAGAACCGGGGCAGGAUGAACGGCACGCUGCUGCCCAAACCACCCCGGGACAGAUCAGAGUCACACCAGUUUAACCCCAUCAGGAAUAAGGAAACGCUGUCACCUUUGACACGCCGUCUCUCUGGAGACAGCGACUCCUCCACUGCCUCUUCUAAAGGUGGUGGAGGAACAGGACGAGGUCCAGGAGGAGGACGUUUGUCUUUAGGAUCCCGCCGCACUAACGGAGAAGAGAUGGUCUUCAUGGUCAACAGAAAAGAAGGCAAGCAUGAGAUCGAACGAACAGGGGACGGGUCUGGACAUGCGCCCGCUCUGCACCCUCCUCAACCCCGAACUCGUAGCACGUCCAGAGAACGUCCUGCACCUGCUCCGUCCUCCCCGGGUAAAAUGAAGCCCUGUCCGCCCCCAGGCAGCUCCACACGCUUCGAGAGGGGGCGAUCGUUGGGGCCGGAUGGACCACGGAGGCACCAUGCGUCCCGCUCCCUCAGCCAGGGCAAAACUCCGCAGCGCGGGCGCGCAAGCGAUGGUACGCCGGCUUCCCCUCGCCACAGAGACGCCCAAGACGACUCAAGAUCCAAGCAGGCACCUCCAGGUUCUCCUAGACUAAGCAGCGGCUUCUCUAAAAGACAAAUGCCUUCAUCAGCUACUAGCUCACCUGUUAAAGGGGUCACUGGAAGUCCGGUGAAGAAGAGCACAGUGGUCCCGCGACCUCCUGCCCCACGCUCACCCUCUGUGGGCAGUCGGAGGUUGCUGCCCCCUAUCUCACAGCCAGGGCGGCGCUCUCCACACUCGACGCCAAGGUCUGCACCGAGGUCACCUCAACACCACCCGCCUCGAUCACCGCGGGCAUCAGGAAGGCCAACUCAGAGAGGAUGGGGCCACCAAAAUCAGCCAGACCCUCAGAAAGACAUAGGGAUUGGGUUCAGCCUACGCGCCAUACCCGCUCUGGAUCCACAACGUGAGCUGGAGCUCUAUCGCAGUUUUGAGGCUGAGUUUCUGGCCAACACGGGCCAGACCAGAGUGCCUGAGACAACGGAAUCAUCAGUGCAGCUCACAGGCUCUCAGCAGGGCUUCAGGCCACCAGGUGACACCAACGUAGCAGAUUCAGCCUACUCGUCCUCUAACUCCUCCUCCUGCUCCCUGAAUGUUGGGGGAAAAGUGGGAAUCCUGCCUGACCUGCGUGAGACGAGACGCAGUAACGGCAUCCGGAGCUGCGCUCUGGAAGAUCCUCCAACCUUACUGCACAGUCAGACUCGAGCCGGGCUUCCCAACGGAGGCUUCCGGAAACUUCCUGCCAUCUCCAGCUCCCUGGAGGAAGGAGAUCCAGGAUCCCACUCUAACCACGUUCACACUGGUCUUCAAAUAAACGGUGAUCUUCGGGGGUUUCCGCACUCUGUCGUGCCCAUGGAGGCUCAGGCAGAUUGGACGUGUUUGGAAGGAGACGUCCCUUCGCGCGAUCACGACCCAGAUCUACCCUAUGACCAGGGUCUACCUAAUAACGUCCCGCUUCCAGACUCCUUCCCAUCACCAGAGGACGACUGCUACAACGACUCCUCCAGCGAGAGCUCUUCCAUGUGUCUCAGCCUGAGCGAGCCGGUUUCUGAAGGUUCCUGCAGCCCCCCAUCGUCUGUCGCUAAUGGAGACACUGAUGGCACCGUGGUCCUCAGGGCCAAGAGGGGGCAGAAGAAGGCGGAAAGGGUACCUUCCAUAUACAAGCUCAAAUUACGGCCAAAGAUACGGCCUCGCACGGACAACAGGCCAGAGAACAGUCCGUCACGCAUCCCAACGCCGCUUAGCUACCGAGAGCUUCAGCAACAGAACACUUCCGGAAAUCUGACGCCCCCAAACGCGCGCAAAAAUCUGAACCAAGCCCUCGGCAACGUCAUGCGCCAACAACGGCGCUCGGCUAGCGUCGGAUCCAGGGAGCGAUCAUUCUCUCCGGAGGACCCGGAUGCCUGGAUGUGAUCUGGACUAAACGUUGGAUGAUGUGUGGAUACUUCCCACUCUUCCUGAUGUUUCCACGACCCCUCAUGCACCUUUUGAAGAAUUAUAUAACUAUAACUACAGGAGGAGGUCUGGAAGCUGCGACUCUCAUCUCGCCCUGACGCCUGUUAGCAUGAGCUUAAGUGGAAGCAUGUCACAAAUCUCUCACAGUCCGAGCCUGGACUUUUCCCCCCCAAAAAAACAGUACUACCAAAGGAUGUAUUUACUUCAGCACGUUACACAACCUUUUUCUUUUUUUUUACUUUAAGAUUGAGAAUGUUUAUACAUCUGCUGUUGAAUAUUCGCGUCUUCCCCGUGAAACGUUCCGGCUAAAGCAGGCUGUGUGGAC